CCAAGGCGGAAGGAGCGGCUCCGCCGCCCUCCGCUCGCUUCUCCUGCGGCCGCCCGGCUGCCCUUUUCCGCCCGGCUGAAGCACACGUCGGUCCGUCAGCUCGCUGCCGCUAUGCUGGGUGUCGCGGAGCCGGCGAAAGGGGAAGUACCUUAUAGUCUGCUUGCCUAAUCUCCAUCUUGCUACUCUGAUCAGAAGAAUAUUGUGGGAGGCAGUCUUGCUCAAGCAAACAUGAGAUCAGUGUCAGAAGAGCCAGUACCAUUGCACGAAGAAUUUAUCUACUGUUGUGGAGCUGCUACCCAUGUUUUAAAGUGUGGGCCCUGGAAAGACCUCUCAAAGGAUGAAAGUAAAAAUCUACCCAGGCUCUUGUUCAUGAUUAUUCCUGGUAACCCUGGGCUGGCAGGUUAUUACAGGACCUUUAUAAAGGCGUUAUAUUGUGGACUAAAUCAGCAAUAUCCCGUCUGGGUUGUGAGCCAUGCUGGACACUGUAAGCCUCCUAGUGGUAUGGAGAUGAUAGAAGACACAGACAUUAAGGAGCUGGAGGAUGUGUUUGGACUUAAUGGACAAGUAGAACAUAAGCUGAACUUCCUUAAAAAGAACGUAUCUAAAGAUAUAAAGCUGGUACUGAUUGCUCAUUCUAUUGGUUGCUACAUCACACUGGAGAUGAUGAAGCGAGCAUCAGAACUUCAGGUCCUCCGCUCCGUGCUGCUGUUUCCCACGAUAGAGCGCAUGGCCCAGUCCCCACAGGGCAAGCUGAUGACCCCGCUGCUGUGCAAGCUGCGCUAUGCCCUCUACAUGCCCGUCUACCUGCUGUCCUUCCUGCCCGAGGGCGUCAAGGCCUCCCUCGUGCGCUUUGCUCUGCGGGGCAUGAAGACCUGCGAUGAAUCUUCCAUAACGACCUCCGUAAAUCUCUUCAGCGUGGAUUGCAUCGCCAACAUCUUGUAUAUGGCCAGCCAAGAAAUGAUGAAGGUUGUGGAGAGAGACAGUACAACCAUAAAGCAAAACUUAAAGAAGCUGAUUUUUUACUAUGGAACUGGAGACAGCUGGUGUCCACAGAACUACUACGAUGAGAUCAAAAUGGAUUUUCCAGAUGGGGACAUUCGACUUUGUGAGAAAGGGCUCCGCCAUGCGUUCGUGCUGGAUGCCAGCAAGGAGAUGGCUGCCAUGAUUACGGACUGGUUACGGGAUGAUCUGACCAAAUUAUAAACAACGAUUCAGUGAUUAACAAGAAAACGAUGUAAUUAUUUUGUGAACGUGUAAUUUUUUGUGAGAGAGUCUGUCCUAUCUUUUUUUUUUUUUUUCUGUUUACUACAGAUUAUGGCUUGUUUUCUACUGAGAAGUUUUAGAGAAAGUUAAAGAGAGACUGGCUGGUCCAAAAUAUAGUUUUAUCGAUUUAAUGGUGAUGUACUUUGAUCCUGUGUCUUCAGCACUCUGAAAGACUUGGAAAAGUGUGGGAUAUUUAUUGUCUCCUAGCACUCUAGACAACACUGAUACUAGAUUGACUGACUAGAAGUGCAGCUGAGUUACUGCCACCUCAGCUGCUUGCUGAAGAGACAUCAGGGCUGGAUUUAGGGCAGCCCGGUUGGUCUGGUUUAAAAAGAAAUAUCAUGCUACUCCAUAUGGAUAAAAAUUCCCCUGUGGGAACUGAUCCUGGUGUGCUCUGAAACCUCUGACCCUCUCCACCCAUUUCAUCUCUGUGUAUCCCUGGCACAGUAGUGAGUGCAAGAGUAAUAGACAGCCAGAACAGCCCAGGGCCCAGCAUUAUCUCCUUCGGGUGGGAUAGGGCUGUUGGCUUCAGAGAUCAGGCUGAGGUCAGGCUUUUUAUGAGGGAGAUGUGAAGAUGAGGUGAAGACAAGAUCCUCCAAAUCUCAGAUGGGGCUCAGAGUGCUGCCAGAACUCCACGGUGUGUUAAAUAUAACGUAAGGUAAGUGUGGCCUCUCAGCUGGGGAAUAUAUUUGGAGCCUUUGGUUCAAAUUUUCUGAUUGUAAAGAAAGUAAAGGAGCCUUGUCACAGGUGCCAGUGUUACGAGUUUGAAGUGGAUUCAGAAUCCAUGUGUAACUACUUGUAAGUGUCCUAGCUCUCUGAGCUGUCCUUCUCAUAAUGAAGCCUGUGGGAAUGGUGUUUGCUCAGCAACUUUGAAGAAUUAAAUCACUUUUGAUGCAUGUCUGAAUUUCAGUUCUUUGCUCCAAGGACUGAAGCAUGAAUUUUUCUGCCAAGCCACGGAUUAGAUAAGUGAGAAAAUGGCUGUUCUGCCAUCAUUGCACCCAUGAAAGUGCAUGAAAUAUUAGUAUGUAGGACCAGGUCCCAUCUGUAUUACACUGAUGACAAGUAUUCUGUUCCUCACAUUUCUUCAUCCCUCUCCUUUACAGAUAGGGGAAAAAAAAAUGCAGAAACAUUCUAUGAGCUGUGAUAAUACAAGUUGUGAUAAUACAAGAGGUUAAAGCCUAAUGCUAGAAAUGAAAGCAACAUAAGUAAGGAGAACAGAGCCAAGUGCAAUCAGGAAAGGAUUUCUACCUGUGAACCUGUGAAACAGUCCCUGUAGAGUAGAGACAUUUAUAAAGAGAUAAAUAAAUAGAAACACUAUAGAACAUAGUGACAGGAAGUCUUGUCCUAGCAACCAAAUGAAUUUACAUGAUGCAUUAAGUAUCUACCUUGCACAAGCAAUUAGCAGUAUUAAUGUGGUACUACUGAGAACGGUGCUAGAGAGCAUUCUCUGCUGCUGUAGGACUGAGUGAUUAACUCCUUGGUUAUCUUACACAAUUGUAUGCACAUCAUCCACUUCUCUCUAGAUCCCACUUCACUCUUUUACUGUUAUUUAGAGCAAUGUGUAGAAUUCAGUUUCUGGAUAUUGUGGACCAAUUCUCAAACCUGCUGACAGCCAGUGGAUUUAAGUGCCCUUUUUUGCAGUUUGCCUUUGGAGACUAGCCAGUGGCUUUUCAGACUACACUGCCACAUAACAAAACAGACAGUGAUGUUUGGGGCAGAAAUGCUGAAACCCCUAUCAGAUGUGUCCAAAGUGAAGAAUCUGUGCCUGUGCAACUGAUUCGGGUUAGCAGGGAGCCCUGGGACGUUCCUUCUUUCCUCAGGGCUCUAAUCAGUGAUGAUUGAAACAAUUCCUGUGCUCGCUUUGGAAAUCCACAGUUCUGUGUGUCUGUGUGUCCGUCUGUCUGGUCUAGCAGCCCCCAGGUGUUGGCAUGCAGUUCUGUUGGGCAUCCUUCUUACUGACAGAUGCAAAGUGCAUUGGCUGGCCUGGGCAUUCCCUGUAGCAGUGAGGAUGUGUGUUUGCAUCUAUGUGUGUACGUAAACAUCUUUGUAUACAUGUUUAUACACACACGUAAUGCGCGUGUGUAGGUUAGCAACAUAAAGAAUGCAAUCAGUUUGGUCAGUUUGGUUUACACAUUGAUACUGUCGGAGAAAACAUUUGUUCUUUGCAAUGCGUGGAAUUGGGAAUUGAGCACGGAAUCAGUCUGUAAAAAUUCAGCUGUUGUAGUGGAGGACAGAAAAAAUCUUGCAUUAACCAAAGAUGACAAGCAGCUAUUACAGCCCGGGAACUGAAGUACCUAUCAGAGGCAGUUGUUUACAGUGCAUUAUUCGUAUACUUUGUAUGAGCAAUUAAUUUAGCAAUACUUGUACUUGUGUGUUCCUUUUAUACAAACGUUAAUCUGUUAUAAAUCCUACUGACUGCAUUAAGACCUAAACUGAGAUGAGACCUGGUCAGCGGUGACCAGAUCAACUGCAGGAUGAUGCCUUACAAUUUUCUUAAAUGAAUUUUCUCUAAGAUGAUUGAAACCAUAGUGAUCCAAUUGCGUCCUUCCUCCUUGAAGCUGUUACUGUAAGGCAAAGAAAAUUUGCUACUCUGUUCAUUGCAAAAAAAAAAAAAAAAAAAAAAAAAGCAUGGAUCUGAUUGUCACAGCUGUGUUUCCUAAGAGCAGUAGAUCUCACAUGAUGGGAAUCCAGUGGUGUUUGCCAUGGCCCGAGGCAAAGAGUGUCAGAAGUGCUUGUGGUCCAAAUGCUCCAACUUGCCAUGAAAACCCGGUGUAAUCUGCCUGUCUUAGACUAUUUUAGAAUUACUGGGAAUCCUAUCACAAAUGCAUUGACCGUAUGCAGUAGCAUCUGAUCUGUGUCGUUCACACUUUUGUGCUUUGUCACCACGUGAGUAAACCUGCUAGCUGCAGUGACUUGGACUCAUGCUCGUGUUUUGCUAGAUCGAUACCUUUUAUGAUAAGUACACAAAUCCAGUAACUAAAAUAAAGACAUUUGUUGUAAAAUGGAA
This is a messenger RNA of Lagopus leucura (white-tailed ptarmigan), 4270 nucleotides long. RefSeq names its product lipid droplet associated hydrolase (gene LDAH). The record is from RefSeq and is a predicted model, not a curated record. Gene Ontology annotation, biological process: lipid storage. The coding region runs from base 229 to 1203 and encodes 324 amino acids. Gene Ontology annotation, cellular component: lipid droplet. The transcript has 8 exons. Lineage: Eukaryota; Metazoa; Chordata; Aves; Galliformes; Phasianidae. Gene Ontology annotation, molecular function: lipase activity.